AUGCUGAUGAACACAACCUCAUUCCUCGCGACGCAUCUGCGCUCAACCAUCUCUGCAGCCAUCAACUCAACGGUCAAUCUCACUGUUGCCCUUAGGUCUAAGAUCGGUUUCUCGGGUGAACAAACGACCCAUCACCAGGACGACUCUUCUUCCUCGUCGAUGCGUCAACAACAACAUCAGCAUGAGCAAGAAUAUCACAGAAAGGGCCACUCUGAGUCUUUAUCGUCCAACGGCCGCGAGUAUCACCAAGGGCAGUCGACCGUGUCAGCCUCUGCAUACAACCACCAAGAGUUAGAGGGAGCUCUCCCUCCUCCCCUUUCUCCUCGGUUGACGCACGAACAGUACCCUUCACUCCAACCCUGGAAGAACCUUGACCGGCGCAUCAAGAACUUUGGACUAUCGAUGCCUGUCAGCGCUACCUACAUCGCUCCGCGUCAUCCAAUCGUCCUCUGUCAUGGUUUGUUUGGGUUCGACAAGAUGGGGCCAGAGAAUAUACCCUCGCUACAGAUCCAUUACUGGAAUGGAAUCCACAAGGCCCUGACCAAACUCGGUGCCAAAGUCGUCGUCGCCGGGGUGCCUAGAACUGGAGGUAUCCGCAAGCGCGCCGAGGAUUUGCACAGGAUAUUGUCGGCCACCAUGGAGGGCAGUCCUGUCAAUUUUGGAGGACUGGACAGCAGAUACUUGAUUAGCCAUAUCCACGACAAGAACUACCACGUCGAAUCUCUCACGACGUUCUCGACACCCCAUCGCGGCAGUCCAAUGAUGGACUGGUUCAGAGACAACAUCGGUGUCGGUCUUUUGCAACAAUCUGAAGAGGAAGCCAUGCGCAAGUUGGGAGAGGAGGCCUCCCGGCUUGCAGCUGUAGCUGCUGCUGCAGCUGUUGAUACUGCAUCUACCCCUGAAGCUAAGGCCGCUGCAGCUCAGGAGGCAGCACAACAUUCGAGGAACAUACAGGUCCAGGCCCCCCUGUGGAGUCGAUUCUUGAUCCCCUUUUUGGAUACGCCAGCAUAUGCCAACCUGACGACGGAAUACUGCAACCAAGUGUUCAACCCCAACACGCCGGACGACCCACGAGUGGCCUAUUACUCUUACGGAGCCUCCAUCCCUCGCUUGCCCAUCUGGGCACCCUUGGGAUUUCCAUGGGAGGUGAUCAAUGCCAAGGAAGGGGAGAAUGAUGGACUAGUCUCGGUGACCAGUGCUCGGUGGGGCAAGUAUAUCGAGACGGUCGAGUGCGAUCAUUGGGAUCUCAACAAUCGCUGGCGGUUGAAAAUUGGUUACCCCUCUAGCACGACAGGGUCGCCUUUUGAUGCGGUCGAGCUUUAUAUGUCUGCUGCAACUAGGCUCUUCCAAGAGGGGCACUAG
Messenger RNA from Linnemannia hyalina, 1362 nucleotides. NCBI's taxonomy places the organism in Eukaryota, Fungi, Mortierellomycota, Mortierellomycetes, Mortierellales, Mortierellaceae. The record is from the annotation of a GenBank genome assembly.